Molecule: messenger RNA, 1203 nt
Organism: Leptosia nina
Lineage: Eukaryota; Metazoa; Arthropoda; Insecta; Lepidoptera; Pieridae
Source: the annotation of a GenBank genome assembly
AUGAACCAAAACGUUCAAAAAUCGUGUAAUAUUUAUUACAGUGCAAAUUAUAAUUAUACAUCUAUAAACAAUAAAGAAGAUGGUGCGAAAAUGCAUGGAUCAAGGAGGGUUGUGGUAUUUUGUCUGCUCACAACGUUCUUGCCUUCGAUACAUAAAGGACAGUCAUCAAUAUUUUGUGAAAAACAUUCCCUAAAAAUGAAUAACACAUUCAAUGCAUUCCAAAUGAAAGGGCGGCCACAAUUAUCACAAAAAAGGAAACAUAUUACGUUGAGAAAGUCUAUGUCCCUGCCAGAUGAUACUUUAGAAUACUGGGGCUUUUAUCUGUUUGCUGGUGCUACUGUAGAAUUAAAGGCAUGUUCAAGAUAUGAAGGCUCAAAAAUACUAGUUGUUAAAGGAGAAAAGACACUAGAUACAUGUGGUAUUUUAGAAGGAAGCCAUUAUAAAAAUGACGCACCACUGAUAGAAAAAAGUGAAAAUGUUUCAGUGACACUCCAAAGUCCUAAUAUACUGAAUAAUCCAAAUCCAAUUAUCAGUGAGAAAAAGUUUUAUGAUGAUGAUGAUAAUAACACCUCUCAUGAUGUUCAAGGGCAAAAAUUAAGGAACAAACGGGAUACACUAAGUCCUUCGUUGCACAACCCUCAUACUAUUUUAGACACCGGUGUCAACCAUGGAGGUAAUGCAUUUCCAAAAUCUAAAGCUGAAAAUAAUGACAGAUCUGUGUCUAGUUUUGAAAAUAAUCUUUAUCAAUGUUAUAAUAAAAAUAUUCUAAUCAAUGAAUACUUUCCAUAUUCUAUACAAUGUAACAACACAAAAUAUUUAGAGAUUACAACAACUCUUAAAGUUGUUCAUGAAGUUACAUUAGAUGGAUAUUAUUAUUAUAUAUUUUACAGUGAUAAUGAUAUUGUUAUUAAUGAUGUUCAUGCAAUAUUUGAUAUUUACAAACCAGUGUUUCAAUAUUCAAAUAUGUCUGAUCCCAAGAUAUGUAUAAAUAAAACAGAAUGCUCAUUUGAUGUCACAAUGUUUAGUGACGAAUUAGUUAUAGUAGACAUUCCAACAAGAGAUGGCUUAAAGAAUGAGGAUAAUUCCAUUUUGAUUACUGAAAUAACAACAGUGUACAAAUGGGUUCAAAAGAACAAGGAUACCAAUCAGGAGAAUGGUCGGGGCCUAACAAAAGAAAGUAAUGAACUUAUUGGGACAGUUUGA